CUCGCGGCCUCACAGAGAGCAGAGCGCAUGCGCACACUGGAUCAGAAUGUUGAGUAAAACGGACUAGCGUUAGAGCAGAGACGGAAAAACGAGCAAGAUAAUUCAAACAUAUUUUCUCCCAAGUGAACGAGCUGUCGACCUAGAAUAUAACUUAUAAAAACAUGACGGAGCCCCAAUCAGCACUGUUACUCAGAAGACAGCUAGCAGAACUGAAUAAAAAUCCUGUGGAAGGUUUCUCAGCUGGUUUGAUAGAUGAUAAUGACCUCUACAGAUGGGAAGUGCUAAUAAUUGGUCCUCCUGAUACACUCUAUGAGGGUGGUGUCUUUAAAGCCCAUCUUACAUUUCCCAAAGACUAUCCACUCAGGCCUCCUAAAAUGAAGUUCAUAACAGAAAUAUGGCAUCCAAAUGUUGACAAGAAUGGAGAUGUUUGUAUUUCGAUAUUACACGAACCAGGGGAGGAUAAAUAUGGCUAUGAGAAACCAGAAGAGCGCUGGCUCCCUAUCCACACUGUAGAGACCAUCAUGAUUAGCGUCAUCUCUAUGCUAGCUGACCCCAAUGGAGAUUCCCCUGCCAACGUUGAUGCAGCAAAAGAGUGGCGGGAAGACAGACAUGGUGAAUUCAAAAGAAAAGUUGCCCGCUGUGUAAGAAACAGCCAAGAGACGGCCUUCGAGUGAUAUUCAUCUAGCAGCUUGUAGCUUCACUAUUUUCAGGGUCUCCAGUUGAGAAACAACAUGGCACUGUUUUCUUGCACUCUACCACCCUAUUGCUGGACUGGUUUUCAUUGAAUGUUGGCAGUAACAGACUGGCAUUAAUAGGCUGCAAUAGAACAUAAGGCCAUCACAGAUGCUGACAGAACACGCCAAGCAAGUGCCAACAAAAAAAAAGAAGAAAAAAAACUUAAUUACUUUUUUUUUCUUUUUUUUUUUUCUUUUCUCAAGUCUAUGAACUGAUACAACUUUUCAGGAAGAGAUUGUAAAGAUGUGUACAUAGCACAGACAUAAAAACCGGAUAAUAUAUAAUAACUUGUUCCUAUCCAUCCAGCAAGACUUAGUACCAAAUAAAAUAGAAGUUCUGUAGUUAGAAUGUGAAAUCAUGUAAAGUUUUUUUUAGAGAACUAUAGUUCCUCUCCCGCCCUCCCCCUUCUGCUGCCUCACAUCUAGUGUGCAUCAGAUCUGCUACAGGUGCAAAGUGGCCUCACAUACCUGUUGUCAGUUUGAACAAAUGUCGUCUUUGGCAUUUCUCACUCAAACUAUCCAGUUUUAGGUUGGGGAAGGCAGGGGUAAGCUAUCAUUAGGAUCCAAAGCAUGCUCAUCAUGUUGGAAGGUUUUCUUAAUUGGGACAUUUCAGGUAAAAUAGCUGUAAAGCACGGUCAUUUUCUUAUUAAUUAGGGGUCAUGAUGUUAUUUCACUGACUUUCACUGACUGAUUUUUAAAUGGGGUGGGUGGGGGGUGCUUUUAUUUCAGUUGAAACCAUGACUGCUUUCUGAGUGUCAGGUUUUCAUCUUUUCUCUUGUUUUGUCCAUUUGCGGCGUGGAGACAACAACAAGGAAACCCAUCAGAUGUGAUUUUUCUUUUUUUCUGCAUGUUUUAAACUCUCUUUUGUUUUCAAAAGUGCCUCCAAAUUAAAUUGUUUGGCUUAUGUGCCCCGCACCAAACAGGAGCUAAAGGGAGGAGCAUGUUUAAGAACUGCUCAACCUCCUCUCAAGCUUGUGUGAAUGUGAGGUAUUUUUCAUAACCCUCUUAUACCAGCAUUCUGAAUUAUUUUGGUGUAGCAAUAACUCUGCUUUGCCCACAUUAUAUGCGGACAUAUUAAAAUUGGAUAUUGCUAUAUGAUUUCUAGUAAAGAUUUUCCCUUGUAUCA
This is a messenger RNA of Carassius auratus (goldfish), 1860 nucleotides long. Its product is annotated as ubiquitin-conjugating enzyme E2 G1. Lineage: Eukaryota; Metazoa; Chordata; Actinopteri; Cypriniformes; Cyprinidae. Bases 162 to 674 code for a protein of 170 amino acids. The record is from RefSeq and is a predicted model, not a curated record. The transcript has 6 exons.